Molecule: messenger RNA, 4262 nt
Organism: Larimichthys crocea (large yellow croaker)
Lineage: Eukaryota; Metazoa; Chordata; Actinopteri; Sciaenidae
Product: protein crumbs homolog 1
Exons: 8
Coding region: 1-3231 (1076 amino acids)
Molecular function (GO): calcium ion binding
Source: RefSeq, a predicted model, not a curated record
AUGGUUUGGUUUAAAUUGUCUUUGUCUUCAGGGGCCAUCUCUGAUGAGGACCUCAAUGGAUGUGAACAGCAGCCAUGCCAAAAUGCUGGUGUGUGUGAGAGCCACAAUGAAGGUUUCAGAUGCCUUUGCUCCCAACAAAGCCAAAAUGGACGCCUGUAUGGAGGAGAGACCUGCACAACUGCACUUUCAGGCUGUGAUGGCAACCAAUGCGGGAAUGGAGGAAUAUGCUCUCCCUUACUUAUCAAUGAUCAGCACACCUAUACAUGCGUCUGCCUUGCUGGAUUCACAGGCCCUAAAUGCCAGACUCCCACUGUCUUUUCAUUUGAGUCCCCAGGCUACAUGUACAUAGAGACUCAGCUUCUAGACCUAGAGGCUCCUCUUAAUGUGACAUUCAGCUUCAGGUCAACAAGACCAAUCGGUACCCUUUUGCAGCGCAGAGUAGAUGACCUGCUUCUCAGCAUUGAGCUGAUGAAUGGGCAUCUCUGCCUCCACAGCAUGAGAGGUCCAGGCUCCAGCAUGUUGGUUCAGGAGCUGCCAGAGUACUUGUCCAACAACAAGUGGCACACGGUGGAAGCAUCGCUGGGCACCAUGGUCAGCCUCAUCAGGCUGCUCUGCACUGAAGGAAGCUGCAACAGAGACUCCAGCUCUGAAGUCCAAAUGCUUGAGCAAGCCUCUGCUCUCCCAGAGCCAGGAACAGUUAAUCAAAGCCUCUUUAUAGGAGCAUUUGGGGGUAACUGGGAUAUAGGAAAGUUAGUGAAUGAAGCAAGCCACCCGCCUGCUUUUCUGGGCUGCUUCAGGGAUGUCUUUGUGGAUUCACAUCUGGUGUUGCCUGUUAUAGUGCCAGAAGUUUCAAACAUCCAGGCAAACAUCACUGUGGGAUGCAGCGACAAAGACAAGUGCAAUGACAGUCCGUGUCAGAACCGAGGGCGCUGUGUGAGCCAGGGCUGGAGGAAUUACAUGUGUGAGUGCCACAGGCCAUAUGAGGGAAGAAACUGCACAGAGGAGUAUAUUACUGCAAGGUUUGGAAACAAAGACUUGGAGAGUUAUGCUUUCUUCUCAUUAGACGAUGACCCAGAUGAGACUGUGACUAUAUCCAUGUUCAUUCGCACCAAACAGUCCAGUGGCCUGCUCCUUAUCCUGGCCAACAGCACCAGCCAGUACCUCCGCCUAUGGCUGGAAGAGGGCAGGGUCAAAGUUCAGGUCAACAACUUUAAGAGCCUUGUUGGUCGGGCUGAAGUUAAUGAUGGUCAUUUCCAUCUGUUGACUGUGAAGCUGGAAGAAACUGAAGUCUUCUUGUUCCAGUCAACACAGAGCCAGGGCUCUAUGCACAUUCAACCCAUCCAGGCCCACUCUGGGGAUCUGGUUUUCGUUGGGGGGCUACCAGACUCAAGGUCCUCUGCCUCAUUUGGUGGCUACUUUAAGGGAUGUGUCCAGGAUUUGAGAAUUAACAGCAAACGGCUGCAGUUCUAUCCCAUUGCAACUCCAGUGGAGUCUCACAGCCUGGAGCAACUCAUCAAUGUUGCACAAGGAUGCAGCAGUGACGAUGCCUGUGCUGUCAACCCUUGUCUCAAUGGUGGAGUGUGUUACUCCAUGUGGGACGAUUUCAUCUGUAACUGCCCCCCCAACACUGCAGGGCAGCGCUGUGAGGAGGUGAAAUGGUGUGAGCUGUCUCCCUGCCUUGCCACUGCUGUUUGUCAACCUCGCUCUCAGGGCUUUGAGUGUUUAUCUAAUGUGACAUUUCGGGUUGAAAGCAGUAUUUUGCACUACCGGAGCAAUGGGAAGAUAAAGCACAGCCUCAGUAGUGUUUCUCUCAGCUUCCGCACAAGACAGUCUGCUGCCAUCUUAGUUCAUGCACAAGAGGACUCAGACUACCUCACAGUCUCCCUCCUGGACUCACAUGUGGUCAUGGGGCUCCAGGUUGGAGCUAACAACGAAACCCGCAAGGUGACAGUUCGAAGCCAGGGCCCAGUCAGUGAUGGAGAGUGGCACACUGUGGAGCUCAGCAUGGAGAACCAGACACUACCGACCUCCAGGUGGAUCAUGGCUGUGGAUGGAGGUAAAGAAGAGCUCAGCGUGUCCAAAACAACUGCAGGAAAUCUGGAUUUUCUUAAGGAGGGAGCAGACAUCUUCCUGGGGGGACUGAGCCUAGAUGCUGGAGUGAAUCUUUCUGGCUGUUUGGGGCCAGUGGAGAUUGGAGGCCUUCUUCUCCCUUUUCACCAAGACAUAGAGUUGAACCUCCCCAGACCUCAAGAGGAGCAGUUUGCCAGAAUGAACAGCAAUGCUUCCCCACAAUACGGCUGCUGGGGGGACAGUGUGUGUACACCCAAUCCCUGUAAGAACGAGGGUGUAUGCAAGGACCUGUUUGACCUGCAUCACUGCACAUGUCCCUCCAAGUGGAGAGGGCCACUGUGCCAAGAGUCAACAAACACCUGCUUCUCCAGCCCCUGCAUCUAUGGAAACUGCACCAACCUGCCCGAGAGAUACAAGUGUGUGUGUGACGUGGGCUACAGUGGUGAACAGUGUGAGGUGGAAGUUAAUAUGUGUGAAAACAACAAUUGCGGCAAUGGUGCCACGUGCCUCAAGGGAUUCAAGAGUUACACGUGCCUCUGUCCACAUAAUGUGACAGGCCAAUACUGCGAUGAAAAAAUUCCUGAAAUCCCAUGGUACAUUGAGACCAAUCCACUUCCUCAGUUGCCUAAGUCUACAUGCAUGGGUACAAGAUGGAACUACAGCUGCUUUAAUGGAGGGAACUGCUCUGAAACUGACAGCACCUGUUACUGCCUGCCUGGUUUCACGGGACAGUGCAGCAGCAAGGAACCAAUUUCAGCAAAAAACUUUGCACCCAUUGGCUCUGUAUCAAACACAUGGGAUCAGUUAUGCAGUUUUUCCAGUGACAAAGCUAGCCUUAGACUUCCUACAGUUAUGUUACACAUGUUGCAUCUUCUUGUUUUUUGUUCUGUCCUUAUUUUUCCUUCCAGGUGUGAGAAGGACGUGGAUGAAUGUGCCUCCGAUCCAUGCAUGAACGGAGGCUUUUGUCUCAACUACGUGAACAGUUUUGAGUGUGUGUGUGAUAUGGAUUUCUCAGGGGUACACUGCCAAAUCGACGUCAGUGACUUCUACUUGUACCUCUUCUUGGGCCUGUGGCAGAACCUCUUCCAGCUGGCGUCCUACCUGGUGAUACGCCUUGACAAUGAGCCAGAUAUUGAGUGGAUAUUCCAUGUCAAUGAUUAGGCCCCUACUUGUCUAUUAUUGGAGUAGCAGUCCAAACUGGACUGAACUUGGGUCUAGUUGGAGGGUAGGAACAAAUGUUACAAAUUUAGAGCUCAAAAAUGGUCUUGAAUUAGCAUUAAUCAUUAUAAACAUUUUAUCAAUAACCUGCAAACAGCAUAUCAGAUUAUGUGCUUCUUUAUACCAAAGGCAAGAGAGCCACAAUAUGUCCAAUCAGUCAUUUCUGUGGGCAAAUACAUGUCAUCAAAUUCAUUAUGAGCAAAUGUAUCUACCUACAUUGUCUCAGUGGUAAGGGGUGCUUCUCUUUUGUGGCCACCUGUGCUUUAGGUUAAUAAAUUGGUGUGUAUCUACAGUACAUAACAUUUUCUGUCUAUUGCAGCCUUAACUGGAUCCUAAUUGCAGACGCUUUUGUGAUCUCACAUCUAUAAACGAGUCAGUUCCUAGAUCAGAAGAGACAGGGAAGAACAGUUGCAAUAAAUAUACAAUACAUGUGUAUUAUUUUAGUGUACUGACAAGGUCAUUGAUAGUAAUGUGUCUGUCGUGAACAGAUUUGUUUGGUAAUGAAUAUUACACCAUAUUUAUUACAGUAUAUUAAUGUAUUUCUCUGGUUCUCAUACUGAAAACCAUACUUUAGUUUGUCCGGUGCCUUACACUUUUUUUUAUCUGGAGCACUGCUUUCUGAUCACUGUAUGUUUUAUAACUGUUCAGGGACACAUUCACAUACAAUUAUAAACUCAUGGAUGUUAAUAAAAUACCUGUCCAUAGACAGGAAGUUGUGUAUUCAAAAAUAUGUACCUAAUACAAAUUAAUGAAGGGUGCGUGUGGUACCCAACCUGUAUGAUGAAAACAGAAAAUAAACUUGUUGAAAUGUUUGGAAUUUUUUUUUCUUUUUUUUUUUUUUAAUUUAAAACAUAUUUCUUUUAUGCAACAGACAAAAAUAAUAAUGAUCACACAACUUCAAUACAACUCUUUACAAAGAAAAUACACUUAGCUUCUAACCCAGUGCCUACAGGUAAACUAUGAUGCAAACAAAU